AGCUGGUACCAAACCCAUUGGAGUUAUACUCGGCUGUUUGGCUAGUGCGAAGACGUUUUGCUUGACCAAAAAAUUCCAUUAAACCCCUCAAAAAACCCUAAACCGAAACCCUCGCUAUCUGAGCUGAAGCAACCCAUCAAAUGGCAGGAGGCCGAUUCAGAGAACUCCUAAAGAAGUACGGAAAAGUAGCUUUAGGUGUCCACCUCUCCGUCUCUGCAGCCUCAAUCACUGGCCUCUAUAUUGCCAUCAAGAACAACGUCGAUGUCGAAUCCUUCUUCGACAAGUGGCAUCUUCCCGGACUAUCAACCGACGACUCCACAGUCUCUAACCCACCAACCCAACAACAAGAACAAGUUAAAUCAGAUGAUGGGUUUGUGAUUGAACAAAGGGACAAUUCGAAGAUUCUACAGGAGGUUACCAAGAGAAAUCGGACGGCUGAGCUUGCUGCAUCAACUGGUGGAGCCCUUGCUUUGGCUGUGCUGUGUAACAAGGCGCUAUUCCCAAUACGGGUUCCGAUCACCAUCGCUCUUACGCCUCCGGUGGCUAGGUUCUUGGCUAGGAGAAAGAUUAUCAAGAACAAUGUAUGAUCUUUGAUAUCUUUUUAGUUUGUUUUAUGUUAUUGGGAUUUUUAAAAUAAGAAUUCUCUUGUUUAGGUACCUCAUUUUGUCGGUUAUUAUUUGGCAUCAUUUGUAUCGAUGAAUGCUGAAUGACGCAUAGAGAGGUAGAUAGGAAAUGGGAUCAUCAUCAUAUGGUUAAAAUGUGAUGUGGGUCUUGGUGGAUAUUAGUUUAUGAUCUCAAAUGACGGCAAUAACUAUUAUAAAAUUGUCUUUUUUUCUA
This is a messenger RNA of Manihot esculenta (cassava), 837 nucleotides long. RefSeq lists its product as uncharacterized. The transcript has a single exon. The coding region runs from base 141 to 587 and encodes 148 amino acids. Lineage: Eukaryota; Viridiplantae; Streptophyta; Magnoliopsida; Malpighiales; Euphorbiaceae. Gene Ontology annotation, cellular component: mitochondrion. The record is from RefSeq and is a predicted model, not a curated record.